AUGCCCAGGGUACCCCGGCUGAUGCUUCCGUGCAGAAGUGAGUGCCUGCAGAGCACAUGGGAGAAAGCCUACCAGGAUCACAGGAAAAAGGUCCAGGAUGCCCAGCCACUCGUGGAUACCCAUGCCCCAUGGUCUCUCAGCCACUUUCACUUGAACCUCAAGAAGCUCAAGCUGGAGGAGGAGCGGCUCUCUGUCAUAGACAGGGACAACCGCCUGCUGCUGCAGAAGCUGUCCUGCAUCAUGAGGACCAGGGGACAAACUGACAGCAGAAACAACUACGCAUGCAGGAGCCUAAACAGGGGGGAAGGAGAACAGGAACUUCUCGGAGUUCAAAGGAAAAGCAAUGUGCCACAAAGAGAAAACAAGAUAAUUCUGGGAAGGAUCACAAACUCAGAGCCAUUUUAUCAAGCUCAACGGUGGCAGGAAGGCUGGGCAAGGACUGAGAAGUGCCAGCGUGCCCUUGCACAGUAUCCUUGGAGUUGGCAGACAAGCCAGGGGAAAAGGAGAAGCUCCCAGAAACUCAGUUCUUCUCACCGACACAGUAAAGAAUUACAGAUCAGCAAGUCUAUCAGCAUGCAAGCAGGGUUUGCAGGUGAUAUGUACUCAUGGAAGAGAAUGAGCCUUGCUGAGGUGGGGGAGAAAGGCAAGAGCAAGGGUGGCAAGGGCAGCUGUGGCAAGAGCAAGAGAAAGCAAGGUCCUUUGUUCUGA
Messenger RNA from Phyllostomus hastatus (greater spear-nosed bat), 708 nucleotides. It is a transcript of the gene CFAP97D2, whose product is annotated as CFAP97 domain containing 2. The transcript has 5 exons. The coding region runs from base 1 to 708 and encodes 235 amino acids. The record is from RefSeq and is a predicted model, not a curated record. Lineage: Eukaryota; Metazoa; Chordata; Mammalia; Chiroptera; Phyllostomidae.